UUUUGGGACUUUUUUUGGGGUUCUUUUCUUUUUUUUGUUUUCCUGUUCUUUUUUAAUACGUGGAUGGUUUUGAUGAAGCUUUCUGCAAUUUUGGCCACUUCUUCUCGGACACCGUGGAUUUACUACCGGCUUCAGGAGCGGAGAGUUACGCGCGGCGAGUCCCAGUCGACGACGACGACCCGACGGCGGAUUUACGCGUAGCGUAAAGUUGCAGGAAAAACAUGGAGACCGUAAAUCGGCAGGGCUUCCAGCCUCAUCCGGGACUGCAACAAACUCUCAAGCAGUUCCACCUCAGCUCCAUGAGCUCUCUCGGCGGGCCGGCGGCGUUCUCUGCCCGGUGGCAACAUGAGCUCCUCUUCAAGAAGGAGGGCAAAGAGCCGGAGCCGGUGGUCCUGCAGCAUCUGCCGCCGCAGGUGAUGCCGGGCCCGCUGUUCAUCCCGUCGGACCGCUCCACGGAGAGGUGCGAGACGAUCCUGGAGGGCGAGACCAUCUCGUGCUUCGUGGUCGGCGGGGAGAAGCGCCUGUGCCUGCCGCAGAUCCUCAACACGGUGCUGCGGGACUUCUCCCUCCAGCAGAUCAACUCCGUGUGCGACGACCUGCACAUCUACUGCUCGCGCUGCACCGCGGACCAGCUGGAGAUCCUCAAAGUCAUGGGCAUCCUGCCGUUCUCCGCGCCGUCCUGCGGCCUCAUCACCAAGACGGACGCGGAGCGGCUGUGCAACGCCCUGAUCUACGGAGGCGCGUACCCGCCGCGCUGCAAGAAGGAGCCGGGGAGCAGCGGCGGCGCCUCCUCCCUCUCCCUCUCCUCCUCCUCGCUGGAGCUGCAGCUCACCGAGAGGAGCUUCAAAGUCUACCACGAGUGCUUCGGCAAGUGCAAAGGCUUGCUGGUGCCGGAGCUGUACGGCAGCCCCAACGCGGCGUGCAUCCAGUGCAUGGACUGCAGACUCAUGUACCCGACGCACAAGUUCGUGGUGCACAGCCACAAGGCGCAGGAGAACCGGACCUGCCACUGGGGCUUCGACUCGGCCAACUGGCGGGCGUACCUCCUCCUGGGCCAGGAUUACUCGGGCAAAGAGGAGCGGGCUCGCCUGGAGCGGCUCCUGGACGAGGUCAAGGAGAAAUUCGACUUCGCCAACAAGUACAAGAGGAAAGCGUCAUCCAGGGCCUCGGAUCCCGUCCCGAUCAAAAAGUCCAAGUACGAUGACUUCCCGUCGCAACCCCCGCCGCCCGCGGACAAAGAGAAGCAGCACGACUGGCUCCAGUCCCUCUGCGCCUCCAAUAAGGGUCUCAGCUGCAGUCAGCCCCGACAGAGACCCUCGGCCUUCAGACCCUGGUCCCCUCACGUCUCCGCCGACAAGGACAGCCACCCGCUGGCCCUGCUGAGAGACAGCUUCUACAACUACAAGAGUCUGGAGAAAGCGAUGGCGCCCAAUGCGGCGGCGGCGUCGCCGGCCCCGGGGAAGGCGUCCCCGUCGGCACCCGGCACCUCCCACCCGAGUGUCGGGGGGGACCCCCCGGGGGGCGAGGGCGCCGACUGCCGGCCGCCGCCUCGCAAAAGGAAAGCCACGGGGGAGCUCCGGUCCCCCCCGCCAGAGACCCCCCGCUGCCCUCCUCCGCCCUCGGCCGCCGCUAAACCGCCGCCGGCGCCGCAGGACGACGGCGACUCCGAGGUGGACAUCGAAGUGGAGAGCCGCGACGAAUUCACGUCGUCUCUGUCCUCCCUGUCGUCGCCGUCCUUCACCUCCUCCAGCAGCUCGGCCAAGGACCUGAGCUCGCCCGGCGGCGUCCACGGGCCCGCCGCCGCGUCGGUAGAGGGCGCCGCCACGCCCGCCGUAGCCGCUGCCGCCGCCACCGCCGCGCCCUUCCCGGCCACGCCCGCCCCUUCGGAGCCGGGCCUGGAGGCGGAGCUGGAGAGCCUGAGGCAGGCGCUGGACGGCGGCCUGGACUCCAAAGAGUCGAAGGAGAAGUUCCUGCACGAGAUCGUGAAGAUGAGGGUGAAGCAGGAGGAGAAGCUGGGAUCGGCCCUGCAGGCCAAACGCAGCCUCCAGCAGGAGCUGGAGUUCCUGCGCGUGGCCAAGAAGGAGAAGCUGCGCGAGGCGACGGAGGCGAAGCGGAACCUGAGGAAGGAGAUCGAGCGUCUCCGGGUGGAGAGCGAGAAGAAGAUGAAGGAGGCCAACGAGUCGCGGCUCCGCCUGAAGCGCGAGCUGGAGCAGGCCCGGCAGCUCCGGGUCUGCGACAAGGGCUGCGAGGCCGGGAGGCUGCGCGCCAAGUACUCGGCUCAGAUCGAGGACCUUCAGAUGAAGCUGCAGCUCGCCGAGUCGGACCGCGAGCAGCUCCGAGCCGACCUGCUGCUGGAGAGCGAGGCCCGGGAGCACCUGGAGAGGGUGGUGAAGGAGCUGCAGCACCAGCUGUGGCCCAAAAAGGAGGGGGCGCCGCCACUGGCGCCGCCGCAGGGGGUGGGCGUCGCCACAGGGGGCGCCGCAAGUCACGGCGAAGGACGACUGAAUCCAGAAAAAAUUCCCGACCGCGCCACCUGACUCCGCCCCCUUUUCCCCGCCCCCCUCCCUUAACUUCCUCCGCACGUACACACGCCCAGGUCGGUGACAUCACACGACCGCCUCGCUCGCCCUCCGGAACGCCAACGGCGAGAAAGACUCUCGAUCAGAGACGGAGAGAAGGAAGUCGUAAGGAGCCGCGUCGUAAUCCAGAACCGCGAGGAAGUCACGUGACCCCCCCGUUUCACCCUCGGGGAGAAAAAUGGUGUUUCUAAAAAAAAAAAACACGGCGCUGACUCCGAAAGCACCGUCCAAACUCACGGAGCACGAAAACGCCAAUGAGGAGAGAGAAAAAAGCAGCGCAGGCGAGAAAAAUGAGGUCGAGACUUCCAAUGAAUGAGUGUGAGUGUGUGUGUCUAUGUGUGUGUGUGUGUGUGCUUGUUAUACUUAUGGUAAUACACGCUGAGAGAUGAUCACACGAUUGGAGUUCUACCAGGAGGGGGCGGAGCCUCUCGCACCGACUCGUGCCGAGGACGACGGAGGCUUUUUUUGAAGACAUUCUAUCAGCUAUUUAAUAGACUAUACGGCGUAACAAGUGUGAAGACGAGGAGGAGGAAGAAAGAGGACGCUUUCUUUGCAUCUCUGUGCUCUUUGGAAGUUUAAAGAAAUAUAAAUAUGAUAAGAAAUUCAUCGGAAGAUUAACAACAACAACAAGAAAAGUGAAGUUCCCCACGCUGCCACCGGGGGGAGGGUUUUGUCGUGGUUCCACUGAGGAUGGAAAAACAGCUUUUUUUUCUCUUCCCAUUUGUUUUUAUAUAAAAUCAUUUAUUUCUCCGAGCGCUGAUGUCCCCCCCCCCCCCCGCGUCGAGAAUUGGAAGAAAAACAAAACGUGUCGUGUUUUAAAGAGCACUUGUUUUUAUACACACACCAAUAUCCGACAGAUUGCUCCCAACAAUAACUCGAACACACUGGUUGCCGUUUGAUAUUUUUAAGGGUCAAAACCCUAGAAGUGUGUAUCUUGUAAAGAUGAAAUACUCCAGAUGUCAUGAGAGGGGGCGGGGCUUGUUUUCUGGUCUCGAGCGACGAAGGCCGGCGUGUUUCUUUUCUUUCUUUUUUGUCGCUCCAUCCGAGACAUCCGACGCCAUCACCUACGAUGUCAUAGUGGGCCCGGGGGGGCGCCCUCGGCAACACAACCACAUUUUUUAAAAAUUAAAUUAAGGUAUGUAAAUAUAAAUGUACGUUGUUGUUUUGUUUCAUUUUUUUUUUUCCGACUUUACAAUAAUGAAUCGCACUUUGUCAUAACGAGAUACUGUUAUACCGCAUUGUACUCCCCACUAUUGUCUCCCUUCUUUUCCUUUGAGAACAUCCUUGUAUACAUGACUGCUAUACCAUAUAACAAAAAAAAUCCAGUAAGCAUUUUGUUGAUUAUAUGCAUCUCUCGAAUAAAUACUAUUGUUCUAUUUUUUUUUUCUCCUUAAAAGGCAAAAGUCUUGUAAAUAAACGGAAAGAACAAAGAGGCUCUGCCUGUUGCUUGUUGAUGCAUUCUGGGAUUUAUUGGAAAGUUUUUCUCUCCCGCUUUAAAUUUUGUUUAUAAUUGACACAAACGUCGCCCGGUUAAGACUCCCCGAAAACAAUUUGACAAAAUUAUAAUAAAUAAUUAAAAAGCAUGCAAACUUUUUUUAUCGGAAACCUAAAAAAAAUACAAAAAAGUCACAUUUCGGAAGAAUAAAAUCUGAUUUUAUUCCAAAAGGCGUCACACAAGUGGGUACAAUGCAAUCAGAAUGUACAUUGUGUUUUUUUUAAAUGCUACAUUUCCUUUAUUUUUUGGGAGUUGUUGAUGUUUUUAAAAACGUGGAGAUAUUUUAUUGCUUGUCUUGUUAUGUUGACUUUUUUUUUUCUUCUUUAUUUUAUAAAUUGAAAACUCAUUUUCUUUAUGCAUGAAAAUUUGAGUUUGCCAUACUUAAAGAGUCAGUUAUUGGGCAUUGAUGCUGUACAUGUAAAAGGUUUUUUAUUGUGUUAUGCAAUUUAAAAAGCAAUUUGUCUUAUUUAGAAGAGGAACAAGGGUAAUAAUAAAAAAUAAAAAAACAUAUUAUAUUGCUCUUACGAAAAAAAAGAACUUCACACUAAGAAGAACAAUAAAGUUGAUGCAAUGCUGGACAACCUCAAGUGCCUGGAUGUGGGCCAAAGGUUUCCAGAGUAGGAAAACUGAUGACUAAGCUGUCAGGGCUGGGCCUCUCAUCAACUUCCUGUUUGCAGGUUUUCAAAUUAAAAGCCCCCUUCCCCUUCGCUCAGCAGCUCUUUUUUUAAUCAGUAUUCUUAAAAACCGACCAGUUUACAAACGUCGUGCAGAGAAGAGUCGAACAAAAACGCUACACGCUUGAGACGUGUCGAGUGCUGUAUUGUCCUCAUUUGAAAUAUCAAUGAUAUGCAUGUUCAAAAACAAUUUUUUUAAAGAAGAUCUCGAAAAAAAGCCACUUGCUUCAGGCGAAUUGUUACUUUUGGGUUGUAUAUAAAGACCGUGGAGGAUAAUAAAGAGGGCAUUACUUUAAAAAAGCCCUUUUCUUACAUAACAUUAUCGACACUGAAUAAAAUUGGUACAUUUUGUAGUUGUUUUUACACUCAAAAGAGUCGACGGUAGUUUACUUUACUCGCGGUUUUCUACAAAAGACGGGAGGCGACAACGACAUUGGCUCUUCGCUCUCCCAGCGCAAAAAAAAAAGGUUAAAAAAAAUUAGUUUAACGGCGUCUUGUUGAACCAUUUUGCUAAAUGAUGGACGGUAAAGCAGCAAUAACAGUCCAUAAUUAAUAGACGCAUAACUAGCCAGUGUGAAGAUUUGAAUAAGAAUUUACAAAAUGUAAAUAUUUUUCAUUUACAAUAUUGUAUAAUAUAUGUACAUUGUGUUUUAUCUUUUUUUUCUUUUUUAAAUGAAAUCUUUUCUUACAAUAACUGUUUAUUCUUUUUUUUCUUCUUUGUGUUUGAACUCAACAGCAGUGCGUAAGAGAAUAUUCCCUUCAUAAAACAUUUAAAUACAUUUCUUUUUUUCUUUUUUUUACUGUAGUCUUUAUAUUGAAUGACUUUUUUUCACCAGUUCAUAUCUAUAUUUUUAACCGUAUGUUCAGUAUCAGAUAGCAGGCCUAGCGUAUGGGUCACACACACACACACACACACACACAGAUUGUUUCCUCCUCAUCCUCAUGUAUACUUUUAGCCCUGUGCUGCUGCUAAUACUACAUCAACCUUACAAUUCUAGAACUAUUUUUAUGUAAGAGGUAAAUGCUCUCCCAUUCAUUAAUGCCACAUAUACAGUAUGAAAAACAAAAAAACGCUUAGCUUCUUCAUCCAUCCUCCUCGUUUCCCCUCAUCUUUUCACGCCUUUUUUUUCCUCAUCCCUCCUUCAGCAAAACCCUUCCUCUUCUCUCACGACACGGACUAUAUUGUAAAGUAAAGGACUUUAUGAGAUUAUGUUUGAAAAUAGCUAUGCUUAUAUACUACAGUGACUGAAUGUACAGUGUAUAGAUGCAUUACCAGAAAUAAAGAUGUUUGUCCAGAU
Pseudoliparis swirei is the source of this 6046-nucleotide messenger RNA. RefSeq names its product v-ski avian sarcoma viral oncogene homolog a (gene skia). The record is from RefSeq and is a predicted model, not a curated record. Gene Ontology annotation, cellular component: nucleus. Gene Ontology annotation, molecular function: RNA polymerase II cis-regulatory region sequence-specific DNA binding; SMAD binding; DNA-binding transcription factor activity, RNA polymerase II-specific. Gene Ontology annotation, biological process: negative regulation of BMP signaling pathway. The transcript is spliced from 7 exons. Bases 222 to 2537 code for a protein of 771 amino acids. NCBI's taxonomy places the organism in Eukaryota, Metazoa, Chordata, Actinopteri, Perciformes, Liparidae.